GAGGCAGCCCGGACACGUCCCUUUGCCUGCUGCCGGGGCUGCUGGCUCCCCUCUAUGGGCUGGUGUCCUCUGGGCAGCCGAUGCCUUCGUCCCACUCAUGGAUCUGAUCUCCUCCGCCCCCUCAGCACCCAGCGUGGGACACUCAGACGCUCCAUGGGGAGCAGGGAUGCUCGCUUUCCUCCUGGCACGCUGUGCCAACCACGUCUCCUCGGAGUAUUUUCCAGUCUGUCCCUGCCUCUCUGGGUCACUGGGCCCUCCGUACUGAAAAUCCCCCCUGCUUCACCGGUCUGCUGACUCUUUGGCUUCCUGGUCUUUGCCCACCCUGUUCCUUGACCACAUCCUGUUCAGACCUUGCUCUUGACUAAUCCUGCCCCUUCGGAGGCUUCGAGAAGAGCAGACAGCGUCACGUGGAGGUACAGGCAGAAUUUGUCCUGGUUGGAUAGGAUACGGGCUGCGGCGGGAUCGCUUUGGGAACCAUGGGCCGCCGGCUCGUCCGUGGUGUCUCCGGAGCCGCAGUCUUCCUCGCCAGCGUGGCUCUCCUCUCCAUGCGGCACCGUGGGGCUCGGGAAGCAGCCCAGUACCCGGGGAUCGGGGAGGGGAUGCUGGAGAGGGCAGAGGGGCAGAGCGAAGGGAGCCCAGAGGGGCAGAAGGACCUCAAACUCCGUCCUCCGGAGGUACACAGGACUGAGGGGAGCCUGGCGCUUGGGGACAUUUUCAUAGCUGUGAAGACGACCAAGAGGUUUCAUCACAGCAGGAUAGAGCUGCUCCUGGACACGUGGAUAUCCCAGGCCAGCGAACAGACCUACAUCUUCACUGAUGAAGAAGACGGUGCCUUGAAAAGGAGAAUGGGUGACCAUGUGAUCUUCACCAACUGCUCGGCUGAGCACAGCCACCUGGCUCUGUCCUGCAAGAUGGCUGCAGAGUUUGACGCCUUCCUGGCCAGCGGCCUGAGCUGGUUUUGCCACUUGGAUGAUGACAACUACCUGAACCCUCGGGCGCUCCUGAAGCUCUUGUCCUCCUACGCAGAGACGUGGGAUGUUUACCUGGGCAAACCCAGCCUGAACCGACCCAUCAGGGCCUCUGAAACGCUGCCAAACAACCAGACGAAAUCUGUGCGCUUCUGGUUUGCCACGGGAGGGGCUGGGUUCUGCAUCAGCCGCAAGCUGGCAAGGAAGAUGGUGCCCUGGGCCAGUGGCAGGAACUUCCUGAGCACUUCCGAGCUCAUCCGCCUGCCUGAUGACUGCACCGUGGGUUACAUCAUCGAGUGCAAAGUCGGGGGGCAGCUGAUUCCCAGUGCACUCUUCCACUCCCACCUGGAGAAUCUGCAGCUCAUCCCCACCUCUCAGCUCACACAGCAGGUCACCCUCAGCUAUGGUGUGUUUGAGAACAAACUCAAUGUCAUUGAGCUCAGUGGCCCCUUCUCGCCUCAGGAGGAUCCCUCAAGCAGGUUUCGAUCACUCCACUGCCACCUCUAUCCUGAGACCUCUUGGUGCCUGCAGGCUGUUGGCUGGUGAUUCUUGACCCUCAGCUACAGUGGAUCUAGGUGACACCUGUUCACCUGUAGGGAGUGAAGAAGCUUGGUGCUCCCAAUUUCACCUUCACUGUGGUGGUCUUGGGACUCUGUGAUGGCUUUCUUGGUUCUCGCUCAAUCCUGGUGACACAGGACAAGAGAUAUGGUCUGAUCCAAAGAUGGAUACGAUGGGCUGGACGCAUGAAUUAGCUUCUCAUCUGUGCUGGGAUAUGUGCAAGGGAUGGGAGCAGUAUGCCUUCUGAGCAGACUGAGGAUCAGGUAGUGACUGCUGGACAUCAGGGUAGAGAUGAGGACUUGCUGCUGCUGCUCUGUGCUCUGGCUGUAUCUUGCUGGACUAGAAGGGGCCUCUGUGUGUGUGUGUACCUGGUGCCCAGCUCCUCAUGGGUGGCAGUGUGCCGUGGCUGCAGACUCUCUCUGAGCAGGGCUCUUCCUCCAUAUCUGCUUUUCCUACUGCCCACACUUUGCAGCCACAGACCUGCUGAGUCUCUGCAUAGUCAAAGUCUAUGGGGAUGGGAAAUUUGACUAUUUCUGUGCUGAAUGAAUCCUGGAAAAGCUUAGUCUUUGCUCAACAGAAAGGAGAUGGGCAGGAAGUACAAAGAAUCAGGAAUCCCUGGCUCUGCUGGGACAAAAGAAAGGGCAUAGGGUAAGGGAGCCAGGAGGAAACCGAGUGAGAUGGGGAUGGUUCCCGCAUUGAAUGUUGAAGGUUUGAUCUUGUAUGGUGCUGCAUUAUUCCUCUCCUCUUACCUUCUUGAUGUGGGGUCAGGAUAAUCUCUUGCUCUAAUUACCAACCUGUCGUCUGAGAUUAGACUCCAGCUCCUAUCUGUGAGAAGAGACAUAAAGGAUUAGAACUGGCUGAAAGGGAGGAGAAAGGAAGAGAUGGAGAAGGAUUGCUCAGGAGCGGAUUAGAGGUUACAGCUUUAUAACCUUUUCUGUCCCCAACCAAAAAAAUUAAGUCAUGAAGGAAUGGAAACAGCAAGGCAAAGAGCUUUUUAUCUCUGUGGGUUUCCUCCAGAUGCUAUUAGCAGCUUUCUGCCUUCCUGCUCUCACUGCUGAGCACAACAAGGGGAAGGAGUGGACCCAAAUAGGUUACAAGCUUUCUGGCAUGUUUGUGAAGGGUCCUUUUCUCAAUACAGUGGCUGGUGUGAAAGCUGGGCAGUGGUCCUUUCUGGGGAAUGAACUUUGGCAUCAUUUUGUCCUUGCACACACAGUGAAGUGGCUGGGGGAGGGUUUUGCAGGAAAAGCUGGAAGGCAAAGAGGCUGUUUCAAAUGGCAGGUGGUGCCGCAAACAGGUAUUUUUCUUUAAAGAGCAUUUGAAAACAGACUGCUGGGAUCUGUGAGAGAUCCUGUAAUCUCCAGAUGAAAGGACAAAUGCCCUUUCUCUAAAGAGCUGCUCAGCUUUGAUGCUGCUGAUGUGACUAAGCCUGCUGCUGGUGGGCUGGAAGAGCCAAAGGCUACUGUCACUGUGGCUUUUCUGUUUUGAAAACUGGCCACUCUGUCACCUCCUUCCACCCCCAAGCACCAGCAUCUCCUACACAGUGCACACAAAGUUUAAAGAAAAGACAUCAGAAAGACCUUCAACCUCUGCAAAAGGGGAUGUAAAAAGGAACGAGCACUUUAAUUUCUGGGAAAAACAGAAGGCAGGAGCUUGUAGAACUGUUUUCCAACAUGGCCAUUCUUAGUGGCAUUUAGUCAGCUUGUGUGGCAGCACACAGACUUGCUUUCUUCUGUUGCACAACAGGCCUUUGAAGUAGAAGUUCAUCCUGAGCAGGCUCAGGAGUGAGCUGGUGCCAGUGAGCAUUCCUUGAGUUGUGGAAAGCCCUUGGCUCACACGGCUACGCCAGCCAAGAAUCCACGUGGCACAAAACAGACACACAGCUAUUGAAGGAGGAGGGAUGCAGCACCAAGAAGUCCUGCCCCACAGGAACAGUGGUCAGGUUUGAACACAACCAGAAGAUGAAAUAAGGUUUUGUGAGAAGGAAUGAGUCUUCGAGAGAAACCUACACUACCUGGAUAUGUCAUUUUUUCCCCAUUCAGUUUUUCAGCUGAUGUUAAUAGAGUCUUUGAGUUAAAAAUCUGGUUCUGUCUGUAGAUGUCCUGGUGACAAUCAGAGCAAAAUGCGAUUCAUGUGAGGAAACUGGUACAGCAGCUUCACUUCCCUGGGAUAAAAGCAAAGCAGAGAAACUGAAAGCUUGCUUUGCAUCCUGACUUCAGCUGGUCUGAAUUGACCUGGUGCCUUUUGCAUGGCUGAAGAUCAGAUGUUUAAUGGGUUGAAUCCUUGAGUGGCUGCGUGGGGACCCGUUUAAGACUGGAUUUCGUUGUUGGAGCAGUUAAGUGCCACUUCUGUGGAAAAUGUCUUGUCUCAUAAGGAAACAGAACAGAUGAGAAGAUGUCUGGGGCAGGCAUCUCUUGGGUUGCAGGGAAAUGAAUGACAGAAAAGUCCUGCUAUGCCUGUGACGACAAUACGCUGGAAAGAAAAUAGCUUCAACAAAAGAAACCAGGUUUUCUCUAAGAACAGAGAGACAGCUUAAUGGGACAUUCACCACAUGAAAUCUGAUCAACGUUAAAACAUGAGUUAAAAUUAGUUUCAGGAAUGGUUCCUGCCCCUGGGGCUUGCUGUCAGAUGUUGUGGUUUUACAGUCUCAUUUUCCUAGUUUAUUAAAAUGUUUAGCUGCUUGGGAAAAUGAGAAACAAUCUCAUGUGAAACUUUUCAGGGGGCUGUCUUUUUUUAUUCUCUUUCUCUUGAUGUAACAAAGAUUUUGGAAAGGUUCCGCUGAGGCUAUUAAAUUUGUAUUUUUUUUAGUUUUUUUUUUUUAAUUUUAUGUUUCUACCUUUCUCUAGCUCUCACUUCCUUUCCUCAUUGCAGGGGGUAAAAAAACCCUCUCCCAAGAGCGAAAAGGAGAGGAGACAUGGUCUUCAUAUUUUACUGGGAAAAAUAGGGUCAAAGUCAAGGGUGUUGGCAUGACCCUGUUGUUGUACAACAUUAAGUGUAGUUCAAGGUUUCAAGUACAGACACCUCUGCCUGCCCAACACCAUAGCAACUAGCACUAUUAAUGAUGUUUAAACUGUGUACUGAACAUUCUGAAAAAGGAGAAGGAGGAGGAAAAAAAAAGCAGUUACAGUAUUUGAAAUGUAAAAUAUUAAGUAAGGCUUUCAUGUUAACAAUAUCUUUUCUUCACUUUCCCCUUAGCAUGAAGAAUUUUUAUAAGAAAAGCCCUAUUUGACAGUGCAAAAAAAUGCUAAUGACUGUCCUUUCUUUAGGGGGAAAGAAGUUAGUUGAAAUAGGUGGGAAACUGCAGUUGUUGCUAAAGACUUGAAGGGGAGAGAGAAGAAUAGCAACACUAGACAACGGUUCUGUCUCUGGUGCCAACUUCUCUUAACAGCUCUGCUGCCGAGGAAAACCAGAUUCCUGAGCCACUGUGGGAUUUGCCCAACUUGUACCCAGACUGCAGCCUUCAGUGCUCUCCCCAGGCUUCUUGCUGAGGAGGCAGUCUUCAAAAACUGCUCAGUUUAUCAGACAGAAGUCAAAAGAUGAGAAAUAGGAACAGGAAGAAAGGAGAUUGGAAGGAAAGAAACCACCAAGCGAGGCCUUGGACGAGCAUGGGAAUUUUAACAGUCAUUGAAAGUGCUGCUUGGGGGCUGCCCAGCAAGAGUAGGAAAGGCAGUGUUGCCUGGCCCCCCAGCUCUGGAUUUUUUUUGUCAUCAGGGCAACUGCAGCUCACCAAUGCCACCGAGGAUGCCAGCCUGUGAGACAGAGUGCACCUUGGAAGAGCAAUUGGAAUCUCAGACUGACUGGAAUUUUCUCCUCUGCCAAACAAUACACUCCACUGAAGAGGAUGCUGGUGUUGCCAUAGACCCAGGAAGAAGUGCAGCAUCAUAAAUAUUGGAGUAACUAUGCCUGUUCUCACCAGCUUAUGCAGGAAUUUGUCCUGUAGACUUUCUGCCUAAAUACCUGGGAGGUUAAAGGAGUGCAGAACUGAGCUGUUGUAUCUCAGAUGGCAUUGCCUCUUAAGGCUGGCGGUUCCUUGACAGCCUGAGAUUUUUUUUCCCUUCGUGUUUGAUCCAGCUUGGACUCCAAGAAAGCUGGGAACUUAUCUCUCUCCCUGUUUGAACUGUAAGUGAUUAAUUACAGACCCCAAGAAUGGCU
Catharus ustulatus (Swainson's thrush) is the source of this 5675-nucleotide messenger RNA. It is a transcript of the gene MFNG, whose product is annotated as MFNG O-fucosylpeptide 3-beta-N-acetylglucosaminyltransferase. The transcript has 9 exons. Gene Ontology annotation, molecular function: O-fucosylpeptide 3-beta-N-acetylglucosaminyltransferase activity. NCBI's taxonomy places the organism in Eukaryota, Metazoa, Chordata, Aves, Passeriformes, Turdidae. Gene Ontology annotation, biological process: regulation of Notch signaling pathway. Gene Ontology annotation, cellular component: membrane. The coding region runs from base 477 to 1514 and encodes 345 amino acids. The record is from RefSeq and is a predicted model, not a curated record.